GUCUUGACGAGCGCCAAAGUUGAUUGAUGUUUAUAAUGUAACUCUGGCAUUAUUUAAUCUUUUGUUUCCGUUUUUCAUGAUGGGGUCUUCUGCAGUUGAAAAACUGUUCUCUCGGCCUCUUCCUGUCACGGCGAAGUUUGCAGAGCGGGAAGAGAGGAAGCAGACAGUACUGAUAACCCUUGAGAUGCAUUCUAUCACAUCACCAAUACAUACCAAGGAGCUGGUUGUCCGUCUUACAGAUGAAACUGACCUCUUUUUCUUGUACACACUACGGUUGAAUGAAGAAGACUUUCAGAGCCUAAAGGUACAGCAGGGCCUACUGGUGGACUUCAGUGCCUUUCCUCAGAGAUUUGUGGAUCUUCUGGAACUAUGUCUGCAGGAACAGCACAAAGAAUCACCAAAGUAA
This is a messenger RNA of Lingula anatina, 406 nucleotides long. Its product is annotated as spindle assembly abnormal protein 6 homolog. Gene Ontology annotation, biological process: centriole replication. Lineage: Eukaryota; Metazoa; Brachiopoda; Lingulata; Lingulida; Lingulidae. Gene Ontology annotation, cellular component: centrosome; centriole. The record is from RefSeq and is a predicted model, not a curated record.